CACGUGACGCAGUGCGGAAGUCCUGACUGUUGUGUUGCUAAACGGUAGCUGGGUGUUUUUCACCCACAAAGCGGCUUUUAUUUCAGUAUAUGACAAUAACGUUGACGAGAAACAACACCUAUGGUCAGGAUGACACAGAAGCACUGUCUGGAGGGCCAGGUGUACUCUGUGCCUCUCAUCCAGCCAGACCUGCGCAGAGAAGAGGCCAUUCAUCAGAUAACGGAUGCACUGCUUUACUUGGAGACCAUUUCCACAGACAUUUUCAGGAGGGUGUCUGAGAGUGUGGAGAAGAACCGCCACCAGCUACAGGCCGUCAACGACCGGAUCAGACUGGCUCAGGCCCGCGUUGACAAGAUUAAAGGCAGCAAGAAGGCCACCAAGGUUUUCUCCUCGGCCAAGUAUCCAGCCCCAGACCGGCUUCAGGACUACUCCUCCAUCUUCACGGGGGCCACAGACCCCUCCACACAGUCCCACCCUCGACACAGGAUACAGAAUAAAAUUCGACCGUUUGAUGAGAAGACAUUGCAGGAGAAGUUAAUGUAUUUCCCAGUGUGUGUGAGCAAUAAGAAGAAGUCUAAGGAUGAGACGGAGGAGGGACUGGGCAGUCUGCCACGGAACAUCUCAUCCGUCAGCUCUCUGCUGCUCUUCAAUACCACGGAGAAUCUAUACAAGAAGUACGUGUUCCUCGAUCCCUUGGCAGGAGCCGUGACCAAAACGCACACAACGCUGGAAACGGAAAAAGAAGACAAGCCCUUUGAUGCUCCUCUGUCCAUCACCAAGCGAGAGCAGCUGGAGAGACAGACAGCAGAGAGUUAUUUCUACGUGCCAGAUUUGGGCCAGGUGCCUGAGAUCGACGUGCCAUCCUACCUUCCGGACUUGCCCGGCAUCGCAGACGACCUUUCCUACAGCGCAGACCUUGGACCGGGAUUCGCCCCAUCGGGACCGACACAAAACAUCCCCGAUCUCCCCUCCUUCUCCGAGGACUGCAGCGUGCCAGAAACGCCAAUCCUGCUUGACAUGCCACCCCCGCCUCCCCCUCCACCUCCCCCUCCGCCGCCCGAGCCCGCCGUCACUCCCGCCACUCCUGCCGGAGCUCCCCCUCCCCCGCCUCCCCCGCCGCCUCCUCCUGCUGACAGCCCCACGGAAGUCACUCAAACGCCAAGUUCAGGGCCCGUGUCUGGCGACCCCAGCGAGGUGGUCCCGCCGUCAGACGGCCGCGCCAGCCUGCUGGAGUCAAUCCGCAACGCCGGGGGCAUCGGGAAAGCCAAGCUACGCAACGUCAAGGAGCGCAAGCUGGAGAAGAAGAAGCAGAAGGAGCAAGAGCAAGUAGUCGGGCCUUCCUCCAGCGGCGGAGACUUCAUGUCUGAUCUAUUUAACAAACUUGCCAUGAGAAGAAAAGGCAUAUCCGGUAAGGGUCCGGCUGGAGGGGAAUCAAGCGACGCUCCCGCCAUCACCGGCGGCGCUUUUGCCAGGAUGUCUGACGUGAUCCCGCCGCUUCCUGCCCCCCAGGCGGCGACCACGGACGACGACGACUGGGAAGCUUAACGUCACUCAACACUGACGGCACUGAUAAUAAAAGCAUUUGAUAGGAUUUUUUUAUAAUUUUGUGUAUGAAGAACAUAAAAUACUAUAAAAAAAAAACUUAAUUUUAAAGAUUUUUAGUUUUGCUCAUAGAUCCAUUCAAAUCUAAUGUAGCUGACAUGAAACAGAAUCAUCACCGGCUUUAAGGGACAAAACAUUUUAAUGAAAUUAUUCAUUGAAAAACAAUUUCAUCACAAUUUGGUGAAACAUCAGUCAGCAAGCUUUGCAUAGCAUAACAACUAGUUUUACAUAGAAUACUUGAAAUAUUUAAAAGUUGGAUAUUGAAUCGUCACACGUGCCUACCCUGCGCCUGAUGUCUGCUGUAGCUCUUUCAGUAUUGCAUUAAAAAAUAAAAGUUUUUCUUUCUUCCUUCUGAGGCAUCAGUGAUGAAAAUAAAAGGUGAUAAAUUCCUUUUCAUCUUUUAUCUUCAGUGUGCUACCAAAUAAUUCUUUGGACAUAUAACGGCGAAUAAAUAAUACAGA
Salarias fasciatus (jewelled blenny) is the source of this 2063-nucleotide messenger RNA. RefSeq names its product WAS protein family homolog 1 (gene wash1). Lineage: Eukaryota; Metazoa; Chordata; Actinopteri; Blenniiformes; Blenniidae. The record is from RefSeq and is a predicted model, not a curated record. Gene Ontology annotation, biological process: Arp2/3 complex-mediated actin nucleation; exocytosis; retrograde transport, endosome to Golgi. Gene Ontology annotation, molecular function: gamma-tubulin binding; alpha-tubulin binding. Bases 121 to 1545 code for a protein of 474 amino acids. Gene Ontology annotation, cellular component: WASH complex; early endosome; recycling endosome. The transcript is spliced from 11 exons.